Messenger RNA from Oldenlandia corymbosa var. corymbosa, 1110 nucleotides. Lineage: Eukaryota; Viridiplantae; Streptophyta; Magnoliopsida; Gentianales; Rubiaceae. The record is from the annotation of a GenBank genome assembly.
AUGACCACCGUCGAGGGAACCACAAGCGGGUGGAAGCCGGCGGUGAUGAUGGUUACCGGACAGGUUAUAUUUUCAGGGAUGAAUAUCUUGUUGAAACUGGCAGCCAAUGAUGGCAUGGAUAACAGGGUUAUGGUGGCUUAUCGUUUUCUUUUCGGUGCUGCUUUCAUGGUUCCUAUUGCACUCUUUUUCGAAAGGAAUACAAGGCCAAAACUAACCUGGAAAGUGUUCUUGUACGCGUGUCUUGCCGGUUUAUUUGGCGGAUCGCUAGGCCAGAAUCUCUAUCUGCAAAGCCUGGUACUGACAUCUGCAACAUUCAUCUCAGCCAUGCUGAAUCUUGUUCCUGCUGUCACCUUUGUCGUGGCCGUUUGCCUGAGAAUGGAAAAGUUAGGCUGGAACACAGCUGCAGGUAAAGCAAAGAUAUUGGGAACAAUAAUGGGGAUUGGUGGAGCAAUGCUGUUCACUUUUUACGAAGGUCCAGAUAUCACCUUUUGGGAUACAAAACUAAACCUGUUGCAGAUAACCAGUCGUCAUCAUUCAACCCUAAAAUCAGGCGGAAGUGUCCGCCAUAACCUUGUGCUCGGCGUCAUCCUUGCGCUGUUGAGUUGUGUUUCUUACUCACUCUGGUUGAUUACUCAGGCUAAGGCAGCUCAGGUGUAUCCAGCUCCUUUAUCAUUUACAGCUCUCAUGGUUUUGAUGUCGGCGAUCAUGAGUUCUGUUUUCGCAAUUUGCAUGCAAAGAAAGCCAAGCCAAUGGAAACUAGGGCUGGAUAUCAGACUCCUUACAGUUGCUUACGCCGGGAUCCUAAGCACAGCAGGGUUUUUUACUGUAAUAUCGCUCGUCGUGCGAAUGAGAGGUCCACUGUUUGUUUCAGUUUUCAAUCCUUGCACGCUUGUGGUUGUGGGGUUGGUCAGUUCUAUGGUAUUGGAGGAGCACAUAUACUCGGGAAAUUUGCUGGGAAGUAUACUCAUAGUUUGCAGUUUGUAUGUUGUGUUAUGGGGUAAAAAAAGAGAGGAUGAGAAUGCCAAAUUGGUGCCUGUGGAGAAUGUAGAUCCUACAGAUCUGGAAAAGCAGGAGCAAGAAGAUGGCCCUAAGAAUAACGCAGAUUCAUAG